This is a messenger RNA of Paramuricea clavata, 11743 nucleotides long. The record is from the annotation of a GenBank genome assembly. Lineage: Eukaryota; Metazoa; Cnidaria; Anthozoa; Malacalcyonacea; Plexauridae.
GUUGAAUACUUUAUUGAGAAAAGUUGAAAAUGGAAGGAAGCAAGAGUCUACCAGCAAACGAGAGCGACGAGGAUGAAGAUUUGAGCAGCAAAACAUCGGUAUGUAUGUUAUAAAAUAUAGAAGAAGUUGUUUUAUUAACAAAAAUAAUAAGAAAAGAAUACAAGAUAAAUAUAACCAAUUAGGUAAAUUGUAGUCACGAACUAGUUACUGUAGUUGCCUGGUCCUUCGUUUUCUGGACAAACCAGAAAAUAUUUUUAAAAAAACAUUGUUUCCUGGUUUGUCCACCUUUGGGAGACAUGGCUAGGAAACAAUGUUUCCUGGUUUGUCCACCUUCAGGAAACAAUAUUUCCUGAUUUGUCUACCUUCAGGAAACAUGGCUAGCCAGGCUAGGAAACAAUGUUUCCUGGUUUGUCCACCUUUGGGAAGACCAAAGUUCUCACUGCAGAAUUUCUAUAAUUUAGGAUGAAAUGCCUGAUGUACAUUCAACUGCAGUUGUCAAGUACACUAAGAUGGGUCCCAUGGAAACUUACUCAACUUUAGAACUUGUAAGUUGAAUGUAUAAAUAACAUUGUGAUUGUUUAUCUUGUCCAAUUCAAUUUUGAGUUUAAUGUUCUGAGUAAGAUUGACAGCUGUCAGAAAACAAGCCGUACUUGGUUGGGUCAGCUUUUGCAAAUGCUAAUGCAUCACAAUGCUUGACAGUUUAUUGUCAUGAAGCAUGCACAGUGAACGUUUAAGUUCAUUUUUGCAAUGGACGUUUAUUUUGUGUUUAGAACACAGAUAUAAAUGAACCUCCUGACAACUGGCUUCAUGACAGUUUACAAGGAAGAUUUAGUGACUGGACGUCUGCAAAACACGAAGCUCCAGCUGACUUGUCAAGGUACAUUUUACGUCCAUUAAACUGCAUUUCAUCCAAAUAUAUCCUCUUAAUAAAUUCUUUGUAAAUGUGCAUCGUGAUAUUGGGUUGUUCCAGAGAAAGUCCACACUACCGCCCCCCCCCCCGAGGAAAUUUCUGCCACCCAGGGGGAGAGGGAAGAAACAUUUGUUUCUGUUAAUAGUAAAUGUGUUGUAACAUUCAGAGGGGUAGGGGGGUUAACUUCCAAUUUCCUCUGUCGGGAGGUAUGGAUGUUUCCCAGAAUUACGUACCAUUUUAAUACAUGCUCGUAGACAUUUUAACAGGCGGGUUGGAACCUGAAAUGAACAUUUUUUGUUUGGCAUUUAAACUGUAAUUAUGCCAAUUACCAAAUCUUGUUUUUCUCAGUUUCAACAUGGCGCAUUCAUUUCUGGAGAAUAUUGAUGAUGUUGACGUCAUUUCUGAUGCGGAGGUAAUUCUUAACUUUCUCUUUACUGUCACAGUCUUAGGCUGUGGGCCGUUGGCCAAAAUUAUUUCACUUUGUGGCAACCCCUUGGGGAAUAGAUUUUCUGUGAUUCAAUGCAUAGUAACCGUGGAUACUCGACUACCUCAAAAAGUUCCCAAAACCUCAAAAACACCGAGAAAAUGGGUGAUCAGUGAUUAUCCCCUAUUAAAUUGUAUUACAGCAAGAAAAUGUGAAAUUUUAUAUUCAAUUACAACAAAAAUGACUUACAGUAUCGGUACUGACAAAAAACGAAUAUAAGACAUUCAAACAGUUUUUUGAUCCUUCAAAUAGUCUUUGAGUUAUUGCUGUUUUAAAUGUGAAAAUUGGACCAAAAUGUCGCAAUAAGGACUGGGUACUAGGUCAAAAACGCGUUUUUGAUAGUGUAUAACUCGAAAACAAUUUGAGAUAUAAAAAACUGUUUAAAUAUCUUAUAUCCAGUUUUUUGUAAGCUUUCCGAUGAUGCUGGUCAUUUUGUUGUAAUUGAAUACAAAAUUUCACAUUUUUUUGCUGUAUUAAUACAAUUUAAUAGAGGAUAAUCACUGAUCACCCAUUUUCUCGGUGUUUGGCAAGUUUUUUACUUGGGAACUUUUUGUGGUAAUUGAGCAUCUAUGGUACUGUGCAUUGAACCACAGAAAAUCUAUUCCCCAAGGGGUUGCCACGAAAUUGCUUUUCCAAGCACUUUUUCUCACAAAGGCCCACGGCCUAUCUCCAAAUAUAAAAAUAUUGAUUUGCGGCAUGUACGCAGUGUGUACCUACUUUUCUUUGUUUUUAACAUUUUCAGAACAUCAAGAAACUGCUCAAAAUGCCGUUCAGGUAACUAGAGAUUGAAUUAUAAUAAUGGCUGCAUGCAAAUCAACUCAAUGAGUUUUGGUUUGUAGAAAUACUCUGAGUAAAUUAGUAUUUUGCAAGCUUGUGUUUAUCAUGUAUCUUCAACUCGUUAUUACACCAACUCAGGCUGGGAUUACACUAUAUCGGAUUGAUUUUCAUACCGGAUCAAUUUUCACACCGAAGCCAAAAUCAAGGGUGUUUACACUAUGCCGCUUCGCUCUGUCGCGAGCUCGUAUCUUUUAUCGUUGCCACGGAAACAAAUAAUAAGUUUUGACCAUUUUGGACGUUUUCUCGACAGUACUUGUGAAUUAUAACUUUGUUUACAAAGCUUGACCACCCGACGUUGCUUUGUCUCGCUCUUAUCGAAAAUUGACGAGUAUUUCAUUAAAUUUUGCCCUUUUGAAAGCAAGAAGUCAAUGUUAUUACCGCUAUCUUUAUUUGUCUUCGCUAGAAAUAAUAAAUAAUUAUAAAGCGAAGCAAACAACAGCUAUAAAAUAUUUAAAAGCGAGUAAAUAAAACGACAAUGUUAAAAUAUACUUGCCGAAACCUAUUUAUAGUACCGGAGCGUACCGGAUUGCCUGAUUACACUUGGUUUUAUCCGGUACAGCACGUAUCGGAUUACUUUUCAUAUCACCUCCAAAGCGAAGUGAUUUUCGCGCCGCGGCACGUACCGGAUUACAGUGGCGUAGUGUAAACAAGAGGCCAAUCCGGUACAGAAAUCGCGUCGCUUCGAUGCAAUCCGGUAUAGUGUAAUCGGGGCCUCAAACCGACCUGACCGCGUAGCUCAGUUGGCAGAGCAUUGGACUAGUAUUCCAAAGGUCUCGGGUUCGAUUCCCAACGCGGUCGGGCAAACUUCAACUUGCCCGAUGUGGAUGCACACUCAGAGUAACAUCACAAACCAGUAUCAUACUUCCACAAAGCAAAACAUGCAUGUGAGCUUGGACAUAGAAUCACUAGAAUGCAACUAGCUGAAAUGUAAGUGCACAUAUCUUCUCUUGCAUGUGACUGGGGUGAAGUAUAUUAUAACAGCAAUGAAACCACUUGGUGACAGAGGUACUAACUGUGAAACUGAGCAUUAUAUCUUACAAUGAAUGAUAUUUUGUUUAGCAAGACAGGUAUCAGUCUGAGUGUAAAUAAAGUUGGCAAAACUUUGCUGUUGGAUGAAUUUGAUGUCCCGAGUGUGCUCAGCCACGCUGCGCAGGUAACACAAGUUCUUCUUAGACAAUACGGAAAUAAUUGAUGCACAAUUAACAUCGUUUAAGUGCGCUAAUAAAUAAGUAUACAUGAGCACUAAUUUCUGGCAGACUGAGAGCAAAAUAUAGCACCUCGUUUUCAUAUCACAUGUGCGAAAACGAGACGCUACAAUGACGUAGUUUCCGAAAGCGUGUAUUCCUGAAAUUCUAUUUUUAUUUUUUAGAAAGAAAAGCUGGAACAUAUGCAGUGGUUGCAAGAUGUCUUCAGUGUCGAGGCAAACAUUGAAAAAGUAAUUUUUAUUCAGCCUCUGUACAAAUCUCACAUUUGAUUAAGCAAUGAAAGUUGAGGAAUCUCUGGUAUAAACUCUCCCAUGGUUUCGUAUUUUGCGCUACAACGCGUGAUAGUCUGCAGAGUAUUUUGAUUUUCUUCAGAAUCAGACUUUGUUGCGAAGAAAGAAGAACCCGCAAGAUAGUCGAGAGAGAAACAUGAUGUCGAAAUUCUUGUGUUAUAGGUAGACUUUGCUUGCUCUUUGACUUUUCCCUCAAGACCCGAGGAUGUUUUGCUGUGCUUGUUUUAUUUGUCUGUCAAUGAGACAACACUACAGUGGUUGAAACGUUGGGUGGUGAAUGUAAUGUGUAGCUAGUAGGAAAAUACCUAAAUGUUGUAGUAAUUUAGUUAAAUGUUAUUCUUCAGUUCUCCAGAAGCAGGUAUUGAUCAAGACCAGGAUGCUACUCCUAUUCACACCAUUGCAUCAGCCAGUUCUUGUCGCGAUCUCGUUCCAUUCCUUCCUGAACCCGUACUCCAGGUAAAUAUACCAUCUCAACGACUGACAGUUCCAACAAGAAAACCUGCACGUAUUACUUAGUUUCACAUCUCUAAUAUUUAGCAAGGUGUCUGCCACUCAAUUGAGUUCCGGUUGUUUCGCCCCUAAGUCGUUUCGCCCCAAGUCGUUUCACCCCCAAGUGAGCUAGUGAAUGAUCUCUUACAAACUAACAAGCUAGCCCAUAUUUGCGAGUAUCGUGGACAAAUGGAUCAAACGGCAAACGCGCAAAAAUCAAAAACCUAUUCACUAUUAAAGUGACAGAAUUACUGACAAAACGUAACAUUUCAAACGAAAGCAAAAGCGCGAAAAGGUUUGACAAAGUCGGUGAUCAACGCGAUGAUUAGUUCAGUUUACAAUGGAUGAACGAAACAAUUCCCAGAACGGUGAUUAGUUUUUGACAAUAGCCGAACAAAACAAUAUUCUUUCAAAAUGAAAGAAUAUCAAAUUAUAAAUAGAAAAAUGACUCAAUCCCGGUAUUAUACUCACCCUUCAAAUAUUCAUGGAAAGAAACAGACAAUAUAAAAUGUUUGAAACGUAAACAUUGAUGAAAAAAAUCGCACGCGUAACGGUAGCUUGCAAAUAGAAAUAAUAGAUAUAUAAUAAUAAAUAUAUCUAUUAUUUCUAUGGUUUAUUCUUUACAGUUUAUUCUUAACGAAACGUUUAGACGAAUCGACUUAGCCACUUGGGGGCGAAAUGACUUGGGGCGAAACGACUUGGGGGCGAAACGACUUGUAUUCUUACCACAGACAGGAAUAGAACCUUUAAAAUUCUGGUUUGAAAUGGCAGCCAAGUUAUUUUGUUCAGAUAUCACAUCAUUACUCUCCAUUUUUUUACAGCCACAAGAACAAUCAAAAUUUCAAAGAAAUGUCGUGUGGAAAUUCGAAGAUACAAAAAUGUUGAUUGGAUCAAAUAUGCCUAUAUUUGGAGGUGGAAAAUACCCAGCUGUCAGCCUUAGACUAAAGUACGAAAUUUGGUUUGGAACAGUUUAGAACUGAUAGAGCUAUCCAGUAUAAGUAAAUUUUAGUUUAGAUUUCCUCCUGUAGUAACACUGGAUCAAUAAAGGAUGAUCCUUACUGGACCUCUAGGAAGAACAGUUUAGAACUGAUAGAGCUAUCCAGUAUAAAUAAAGUUAGUUUAGUUUAGGUUUCCUCCUGUAGUAACACUGGAUCAAUAAGAGAUGAUUCUUACUGGACCUCUAGGAAGAACAUUUAGAACUGAUAGAGCUAUCCAGUAUCAAAAAAAUUAGUUUAGUUUAGGUUUCCUCCUGUAGUAACACUGGAUCAAUAAGAGAUGAUUCUUACUGGACCUCUAGGAAGAACAUUUAGAACUGAUAGAGCUAUCCAGUAUCAAAAAAAUUAGUUUAGUUUAGGUUUCCUCCUGUAGUAACACUGGAUCUAAUAAGAGAUGAUUUUUGUAUUCUCAGUGACUGUUCUAAACCUAUCAACGUGUUGACUGGACUGGAUUAUUGGCUGGAUAACUUGAUGUGUAAUGUUCCUGAGGUCGUGAUGUGUUUUCAUAUGGAUGGUAUUGUGCAGGUAGAAUUGAAAGCAAUUAUAUCUAACCAAUCACUAGAUAGUCUGCAAGACGAGAGAUUUAGUCCUAGGUUAGAUACAUACAUAGCGUGAAUCAAGGCACUUGUCCACAUCGAACGAGUCUUCUGUUCCUUGUCGUUUGCUGCAGUUUAUUUCUGACGUUUCUCUGAUUUAUUUUCAACAGAAAUAUGAACGUUACCAAACAGAUGAACUUCCCAAUAUUGAAGGCAGUCGGUUUUCUCCAAGGGUAAGCCGCUAGCUUCAUAUCCAUAGAGGCCUCAUUUUUACUACAGAAGGACGAUAUACCUCCGGACAAACUGGAGCAUACAAAAUGUAGUUUAAUUGUCUGAUAAAUCGUGUAUAAACGUGGCAGACAGACGAAUCAUCGGUCAAUAUGUAGAAAUACUGUAUUAGACAACUAUCUGGAACCCACCAACGAGUUGUAGACUUUCUUAUUACAAAUACAUUUUUUUACAUCAGCUUAUUUUGUUUGUGGGGUUACUCUGAGUGCCCACCGGGCAAGUGGAAAAAUUUGCCUGACCCCACUCAGAGUAGCACCAUAAUGCCUGCGUACAUAACACCAACAGACAUUUUCCUUAUUUAUUUCAUUUGAAGGUUAUAAAAGAUGUGGCGAGAAAUAUUUUAUCAUUUUUGAAAUCAAACUGUACUCAAGAAGGUCACACGUACUGGCUUUUUAAAGGUAUUUACCAAAUAUAAUUUUUGUCAAAUUGUCUUUCACCUAUACAAACCAAUCCGUGCGACAGUGUACGGUUACGCUGCAGUACGAUUGGCACGCUUGAUAAAGAAAUUUUGGUCUUUUAAUAUUGCUUAUUUUCAGGCAAUGGCAGUGAUGUGGUAAAACUCUAUGAUCUCACGUCAUUGUGUGAUAAGGUGAAACUCCAUUGUCAUUUUUCUGCCUAUGCAUCGUUUAGGGUUUUAACUAUGCUACAUAUUUGCAAUAGAAUAGUUUUCAGUGUACGGUUUUAAAUUUAAUGGCAAAAAUUUAAGUGCAAAUGAAGAUUAAGUAAUCAAAAUAUGCUGUUAGUCAAUAAGGAAUUGUCAACCCUGGGGGUUAAACCUGGCUGGUAAUUCUGAGUUAAUAUACCCAGACCUUAUAUGCUGAGUUCAUUUUUAUUCGUUUUAAACGUUUUAUGUACUGUACAUUGUAGACAUCAAAUGAUUCAGCCAAUCCUUUCAGUGUUCCAGUGGCUAUGUUGUUAUACAGGUAGGCCGGGUUAAUAAGGUUAUGGCUCGUCUUUUACUAUGAAUAUUUUCUAUUUGAUCUGAAUGUAUGUUUUGUCAGAAUUUGAAAAUUCUCGGGGAAGUAUUGUUCAAAGAAUUUCACUUGCUUUUCACGGCGUGAGUUUAGGUACUAGGUCAUAAAACACACACGCCAGUCAUGCAAAGACAUUGUUAUAUUUCAAUUAAAUUGUAACACAUUUUGUUUCGUCCAGGGUGGCUAAGAACAUGAUGAAUCAGUCAAACAUUUCUGACAGGUAAACACAUAUUUCUUUUAUAUGAACAAGCUUUCGUUGGCAGGGAUGCAACGACCCGAAAAAUAGAAGGAGAAUUUCGACAUUUCGAGCCCAGGCCCUACAGUAUUUAUCACGCAGAGUGCGAACAGUACACCUUGAGUGUUAAGUUUGUUGCAGCAUCGAUCAUGUAGGCAGGGUGGCCCGUUCAGCUACAAAGGUUGGUGUUCAAAAGGGGGGGGGGUCUACCCCGUAUCCUGAAUAUGGUCGACAUUUGAAACUGAGAAAAUGUUUGGUCAUUGUCAGGGAGCAAAAUAUGGUGCAACUGUUGCUGACAAACUGUCUGGAUCUUCUCAAUAAUGAGCCUCGACCUGAUGAUCAUCUCGAGAUUAUUACGUCAUCACACUAUCUUUUGGCUGAGGUGUAUUCAUCGACCAAUCAGAAACGCGCUGAAGAAGUAUUGGAGAACGCAGAACGUUGUGCCAGCCCUGUCUGUGAUGACGACGAAUUUCCUUGGCCCAAGGUAACUUGGGAUUCGUGUGUACUAAAGGGCUAACCUGGGGCCGGCCUUGAGAGGUCCGAAACUCAGAUUUUAGUGGGUUUAGUCAGUACUUAGUGGGUUUCAGUGCCAUGGUGCUCGACACUAAAAGAGAGUUUUAUCAGAGUGACUGAAUGGUUCACUGCAUGUGCAUCUAUCUUAUGUUUCUCAUACUUGAUGUGGUUAUAUUUUAUUUCAGACAUUGACCAUCGGUGAUUUAUCGAAAUCGAACAGCUUUGAAGAAUCUUAUGACGAGGUUUGAACUAUUGUAGUUUCCAAAACAAACAAUCGAUAAUAAUGAACCGGUCAUGUUGGAUUGAUUUCUAUUGGAGCGAGGUUCUCUGUUUGAUAUUCAUGAUAUGUUAAUAUUUUUAGGUUGCUGUUGAUCUUCCUGAGAAUGUUCAUGAAAAACUUAGAAUGUCAUUAUCACAUGUCGUGAAGGUGCGUCUCUUUAUGGAUUUAUUUCGCAUCGACACAAAGUUCCUUUCAAGAUUCUUCACACGGAGUCCGAUGUUUGGCCACGGGAAUAUUAAAAGGAAGAAGUUAUUUCCCUGACCUCAGAAUAACAUUUUGUCAGAACUUUUUUCUUCAAUAUUGGCUUAGAAACGAACUUGGAGUAGGGUUAUGUUAGGGUUAGAGUUGGUGUUUGGAAUAGGUUUAGUGUUUUAGUAAAAUCGUUGCUUUGUUACGUUUUGUCACUCUGAGGCCAGCGAAAUAACCUCUUCCGUACUAAAACACUUUUCCUAACUAAGUUAUUCUUUCCUUUCACUGGGGGGAGGGGAGGGGGCAACAUGUUUUACUAGACAUCCUCCACCCUGGAUUGAUAAGUUUACUUUCUCCCAGUUAACGUAAAUGAAAGUCAGUGUUUGUCUUGUCUAGGCAUUGAAAAGUCUACAUAGAGCUAUGGACGAUCACAAGUUCUCCGUGUCUGGCAAGGAAACUAAACGUCAGACUGUGCUACCCAGCCGUCCUUAUAUCCUGGCUUUACCUGACGCGACAUUCACUGGCAGGACUGGGGAUGAGUAUGUCGGCCACGUGACCGGAAGUACUGAUGACAUGACUCCCCUGAAUUUCAACUUCCGGCAAUGGCAGGGCACCUUCGAGUCUGUUCUCAUACGCAAAGCCGCUGGACUGUAUUCAGACUUAGCAUCUCUGGCUCACGCUGACGGCGCCCACGGUCUUGCCCUGCGGUAUUUACGGCUCUCUCUAGUGUUGCUAUCGUCGUAUCGGAACCUCGAAUGGGUGAACUCGAGUCAAGAACUAGACCUGUUACCUACAGUGCUUUGCUGCUGUGGUGACGUGUACAUGUCCAUGGCGAAGUCACGUGACCUGCGGGAAUGUAUGGAAACUAGUGAAAAGGAUUAUGGGGCGGGUCAUGAAUAUGAUCAGUAUUUUGAUGAACAUUAUAGAAUUGCUGACGAGGCAGUUUAUCAACUCGAUGUUGAGUUUAUUGCUGAGGUUGAGAAACUCUUGCAAAAAAGGUGAGCCAGCCGAAAAUCAUUACAAUUGCUCCAGUACAACCAAUGGCUGUCAGUAAAGGCUCUUCAAACCUGUUGACAACUGAUGCAUCAUUUCAAUGCUCCGUUUAUUAUAAACAGGCAUAACAUGCAUUGGUUCUAUUGGAACAAUUGUAAUACUCUUAGUGUUAAAGAUAAUCUCUCAGUUAGAAUUUUCGAUGUUCACUAAUAAUUUGCUGCGUAAAAAUCUGGAACACAGCUGUUGCAAAGUUUCAGGACUCCAUGUAUUAUGCAACCUCAACAUACUCGGACUUUCAACAGAGACUUCUAGUAGAAGUUCUACUGUAAGUGCUGUUUUCAAUGAGAAUUUCUACAGGUAUGAUCAUUUCAUUGUAGUGAAAGUCUUUAUGAGCGAGCCUUGGACGUCUCAAGUGAUUCCCGGCAGGUCGAGCUUUUAGUCACUGUUACCAGAAGACUGGGAAACAUUAGAAAUGAACUGGGUAUGUUUUACAUGAAUACCGCUGCUAAAAUGACUGAUGGCGCAGAUGACAUCACACCGGAGGUGCUUUGGAAGAAAAGUUUGGAGUCGCUUAAUGCUGGGAUUCGCGCAUUUGAAGCUGUAGAUGACAGGUACUGGACUCGAUAUAUGUUACUGGAAUUAAAGUUAGUUUGGUUUAUGUUUCCUCCUGUAGUAACACUGGAUCAAUAAAAGAUGAUCCUUACUGGACCUCUAGGAAGAACAGUUUAGAACUGAUAGAGCUAUCCAGUAUAAAUUAAGUUAGUUUAAUUUAGGUUUCCUCCUGUAGUAACACUGGUUCAAUCUCUCAUAUUUUCAGGCCCAAUGUCGCGUUACUUCACUCUAACGUGGGUCGUCUGAUGCGUCUUUGCGCUCAGAGUCUCUUCAAUGAUGCUGACAAACGCGGAACAUUCACACCUCGAGAGAAAGCUUACUACACAUCUGCUGUUGAACAUUACCAGAAGUCACUGGGGGCACUAGGAGAACGGAAAUCGUUCCCAGAGGUUUGGGACAGAGUCAGGUGGGAAUUAUCGGGGACAUACUAUACAAUGGGUACUUUGGUUCAGGAUUAUGUUUCAUUAAAGGAAUACGAGGAGGAGACGGUAAGUUGUUUCAAUGUUUCUUCAAGUGAGUUGAGCUGCUCAACUGGUACGAGGAUCUUAAUAAACAUCACUUGAAUGACUUGUUGUCUCGAUGUGAUGAAAUUGAAGACAAACACUAAUUGUAAAAGUUUUAAACAUGACAGUAUCUGAAGUAGAUAGUUUGACCUAAGAAGCCAGGAACAUCUUUUUUGACCCUCUUUACUUUUGGAUUUGGAAGCCAUCAGAUGGAAAUGAUCGGCUAUACUUUAUUUCUAUAUUGUAGUGUGAGAGAGAGGUGUCAGACCUGAUGUUCAAGAGUCUCAAACUAUGUGAAGGUUUGCAGUUUCCUGACAAGAAUCUCAAUGUGGAUGUGAAAUAUAGAAUUGGAACAGUUCAUUAUCGACUCGCAUCAUUGUACCAUAACUCUUGGAGAAUGUUGGUAGGUUGGAGGGAUAAUUUUUUGACCAUUGGAUGUCAUAUGACUCGUAUAUAUUGCUGUAUUCACACGCCAUUGCAUAUAUUUAUCGCCUAGAACGUUGCGGUAGCGAGCUAAUGAUGCUAAAUGUUUUCAUUACGUAUAAACACAAGAUGAUUAGUAACUUUAAACUUUACUUUCUAGCCAUUAUCAGAUCCUAACUCGAAAAAGAAAAGACAUUUGGCUGAACUCCACUACAUCAAGGCCGCUGAGUUUAUUGACGUGACGUUACAUCCGACCGAGUGGCUGCGAAUGAACCUGGAACGAGUCGCUUUACUGGAACACCAGCUUGGCAGCGUACGUAGCAAGGGGAGUGGGGCGAGUAAGAUAUUUGACUCGAUACUAGAGCUUUUAUUGAAUUCGAAACAAGCUUUCCAGGCUUAUAAUGCUGAAAUGGGGAGAAAUUGUACGGGCAUUUCAGAAAAUGACGACAAAUAUGGCGGACAGGGUAAAAAUACGGAGAAAAAACAUGAAUCAGACGAAUCAACUGAAAAAACAAAGCCUGACUUAAGGGCAGAAAAUAUCAAGAAAAAUGGUGGGGACAAAGAUAUUUUGCUAAAACAAACACCCACGGUAAAUAAACAGAAUUCUGGCGAUACUCCAGGGAAACACGAGACAAAUAAUUCUGCAGAAGAGGUUGCCCGUCGUGGCGGGAAAGGCGAAACAGAAAAAGUGGCGGACAAGGAAUUUUUAAGUCUUGUUGAUAUUUUUGAAGCAAGGUUAAAGAAUUGUUUGAAAGAAUGCAUUAAACUUCGCUCUGUCGCUAAAAUUCCCGUGAGCACGCAACAGAAAGAACGUGAAAAAGUUUUAAAACGAAUGUUUGAGCUCACGCUUCGAGCAAGCCUCGCACGAGAACCUGAAGAAAGUUCGCUCGAGCAAUGCGAGAAAGUACUGGGGACCAUUACUGCUUUAGAGAAACUUCAAAAUAACACAGAGUUCAAUAAUUAAAAAUCUAACGUGUAAUCUUUCGC